CGGAAAUCGCGAUCGCGUUCAGGCCUAGCGCGCUCAGAAAGAAGCUCAGCACGCUCGCGAUUUUGCCGUGUUGCUUCAUGUGCUGCACGAUCGGGAUCAAGAACGCAGCGGUCUUGCCGGAGCCAGUCGCGGCGAGCCCGAUCACAUCGUGUUGGUGCUAAAACUGAAGGACAUGAUUAA
This is a messenger RNA of Dermatophagoides pteronyssinus (European house dust mite), 180 nucleotides long. RefSeq lists its product as uncharacterized. Lineage: Eukaryota; Metazoa; Arthropoda; Arachnida; Sarcoptiformes; Pyroglyphidae. The record is from RefSeq and is a predicted model, not a curated record.